Notolabrus celidotus (New Zealand spotty) is the source of this 1218-nucleotide messenger RNA. RefSeq names its product DEP domain-containing mTOR-interacting protein. The record is from RefSeq and is a predicted model, not a curated record. NCBI's taxonomy places the organism in Eukaryota, Metazoa, Chordata, Actinopteri, Labriformes, Labridae. The coding region runs from base 1 to 1218 and encodes 405 amino acids. The transcript has 9 exons. Gene Ontology annotation, molecular function: protein binding. Gene Ontology annotation, biological process: intracellular signal transduction.
AUGGAGCGAACAAGUAGUACUAGGAGAAGAGCCAUGGCAAGACAACAUAAAGCUGAAGUCAUGAUUGCAGGAGAGCAACUCAGGUUGAGGCUCCAUGAUGGUAAGCUGAUCAAGGACCGACGGUACCAUCUGCGCACAUAUCCUAACUGCUUUGUGGCACAGGAACUCAUAGAAUGGCUGGUGAGCCAUAAGGAGGCUCCUGAUCGAGAAACUGCUGUGUGUCUUAUGCAGCACCUCAUGGAUCAGGACAUUGUUCACCACGUAUGUGACAAAAGGCAUGUCUUUAAGGAUGCCAAACUGCUGUAUCGUUUUCGCAAGGAUGAUGGCACAUUUCCCUUCAAUACAGAGGUGAAAAUCUUCAUGCGAGGACAACAGCUGUAUGAACAUCUCAUCGGGGAAAAGGACUCCAUUCUGCAGCUAAGAGAGGAGCAUAGUGUUACAUAUCAGCGCUCCUUUCCAGGCUGCCAGUUAAUUGACUGGCUCCUUCAGAAUGGAGAGGCAGAGAGCCGGCGUAGGGGGAUAGAGCUGUGCCGAGCAUUGCAGGAGCAUGGCAUCAUUCAGCACGUGGCAAAGAAGCAUGAUUUCUUUGACAGUGGGUUGCUCUAUCAGUUCUGCAUCAAUUUUCGCCGCCGCCGCCGCCUAUCUGAGCUGUUACAUGAAAGUGAACAAGACAACAAUGAAGGAGUCGCAGUGUCUACAACAGAGGACAACCAUCUUGACAGUCCAUUUGUUCUGCGCAAAAGCCAACCUCAGGAGGGCAACACUCCCUUCAAGUCGGUGGGGUCCAGUAAAGAUAUGAAACAGGUUACCACUGGGCGUCGAGGUAGCUUGAACUCCCUUCAGCUUCACACAGAUGGAUUCCAAACUCUUGUACAGCUGUCCUCAACUUCAGUGGUGAGAUGCAAUCCUAAAUCAGUAAUUCAAAGAGUUUUUACAUGUGAAGAGCUUCUGGCACUUGGUGCACCCUUCAUCAAGAGAGUGUUGACAGUAAUAGGAGAUGCUCUUGGCUGGGGCUUUGUUAUCAGAGGCAAGGCUCCUUGUUAUGUGCAGGCAGUAGAUCCUGGAAGCCCUGCAGCAGCCGCUGGAGUUAAGGUGCGACAGUUUGUGUGCCAGGUGAAUGGACAGUGUGUUCUCUACCUUGACUACAAGACAGUCACAAGAUUGGUGAUGACAGGAAGUCGUACUGUAGUACUGGAGGUGAUGGAACCACUGGAAUGA